GGGAGGUCUGGCGCUGUCCACUGCACCACCUGGCCACGCACACCACAUGGUGGUUUACGAUCCAGUAAUGGAAUAGUCAUCAGCUCAGUCAAGUUCUGAACCUUCCCAGAGGUCACUUUUUUCAAGAGAAGGAUCAUGACUUGUGUUGAGUCCCUGACAGGAUCAUUGGGACUACUUGUCCAGGAAUACUGUAUGUCUGAAUACUUGAGGAUGAGUGGAAUCUAUUGGGGACUAACGGUGAUGGAUCUAAUGGGACAGCUUCAUCGAAUGAAUCGAGAGGAAAUCCUCACUUUCAUAAAGGCGUGCCAGCAUGAGUGUGGUGGCAUCAGCGCCAGCCUCGGCCAUGAUCCUCACCUUUUGUACACUCUUAGUGCUAUUCAGAUUCUUACUCUUUAUGAUAGUCUUAAUGUUAUUGAUGUAAAUAAAGUUGUUGAAUAUGUCCAAAGUCUACAGAAAGAAGAUGGGUCCUUUGCUGGCGACAUCUGGGGUGAAAUCGAUACAAGAUUUUCUUUCUGUGCUGUGGCAACAUUAGCACUUUUGGGGAAGCUAGAUGCCAUCAAUAUUGAAAAGGCAAUAGAAUUUGUUUUAUCCUGCAUGAACUUUGAUGGUGGAUUUGGGUGCAGACCGGGCUCCGAAUCCCACGCUGGGCAGAUCUAUUGUUGCACAGGAUUUCUGGCAAUUACUAGCCAGUUGCAUCAAGUCAAUUCCGAUUUGCUUGGUUGGUGGCUUUGCGAACGCCAGUUACCGUCCGGUGGCCUCAAUGGACGACCAGAGAAGCUACCAGAUGUGUGUUAUUCCUGGUGGGUGUUAGCUUCCUUGAAAAUAAUCGGAAGACUGCACUGGAUUGACCGGGAGAAAUUGCGCAGUUUCAUCUUGGCUUGUCAAGAUGAAGAGACCGGAGGGUUUGCAGACAGGCCAGGAGAUAUGGUGGACCCUUUUCAUACUUUGUUUGGAAUUGCUGGACUUUCUCUGUUAGGAGAUGAACAAAUCAAGCCAGUCAAUCCUGUGUUUUGCAUGCCUGAGGAAGCACUUCGAAGAAUAAAUGUGCAGCCAGAACUUGUGAACUAGACAGCAGGCCCACUAGACUUGUACUGUUACCUUCUUUACUUUUUCAAAUGUGCACAUGAAUAUAGCAAAAAAAACCAAGCAUUUUGGUGAAUGCUCUGAUUUUGUACAUUGUGUCAAAUCGAUUUUAAUAAAUUAUAUAGUCAUAUAUUUAUGUUACAUAUAUAUUGUAAAAAGUAACUCUGUCCUAAUACUUAGCUUCAGGUGAUUCACUGUGAUGCUGAUUGAUAGUGCAAUAGUUUAAUGGUACUUGAAGCAUGUGAUGGGUCAUCAUUUCAAGAAGCAGGAAAAACUAGCAUGCUUAGUGUUGCAGUAUUUUAUGCAUGUAAUCCCUUCGGAAAUGAUUGCCAAGUAUUAGAAUUUUUGAUGGGUAAAUAAUGAAAAGAUGUCAUUUCUGUUUGAUAAGCUCUUCAUAAAAACCCACCAACAAAUGAAAGCCCUUCUUUAUCAGGACUGUAGAAGUCUUUUGUCAUUAGUGUUCAUGUAAAGUAAACUUGAUUGUAACAUCUUGUACUUGGGAAAGGACUGAUUUGUUGUGCAGACUUGGUUCCUGUAAAUGGGUUAGGAAAAGUUAGGACCCUGCCCACCUAUAUUGCAUACUCUUGUACACGUCCCAGAAAAACGUGUCCGAACGGUAAUGUGAUGAUUUUCAGCCUAGCAUGGAAAAAUGACAGAAUAAAGUGAGUAUCUGGGUUGAGA
Molecule: messenger RNA, 1764 nt
Organism: Vombatus ursinus (common wombat)
Lineage: Eukaryota; Metazoa; Chordata; Mammalia; Diprotodontia; Vombatidae
Gene: RABGGTB
Product: Rab geranylgeranyltransferase subunit beta
Exons: 8
Coding region: 136-1068 (310 amino acids)
Biological process (GO): protein geranylgeranylation
Cellular component (GO): Rab-protein geranylgeranyltransferase complex
Molecular function (GO): Rab geranylgeranyltransferase activity
Source: RefSeq, a predicted model, not a curated record